Messenger RNA from Coturnix japonica (Japanese quail), 1607 nucleotides. It is a transcript of the gene GPA33, whose product is annotated as glycoprotein A33. NCBI's taxonomy places the organism in Eukaryota, Metazoa, Chordata, Aves, Galliformes, Phasianidae. The record is from RefSeq and is a predicted model, not a curated record. Gene Ontology annotation, cellular component: plasma membrane.
AUGAUGCAUGAAUACACCGCAUGCUGCUACAGUUUUAAGAUUGCCCAGGAGGAGCCAGAUCUACCAUGGAGAUGAAGAGCAGCUGGCAGAAGUGGAUCCACCCAUGAUAGACAUGACCUAGCACUACCCUCAGCGUGCCUUGGCUCUAUGCCGCGACAUCAGGGCGGUAGAAUGGCGGUAGAACACCAGGCCAUCUCCCUGUCUGCAUCACAGCCUCUGCCCCAACCAUUAACUCAGACACGCCAAAUGAUGACUUCAGAUGUUGUGUUGUGUACAGCCUGGUUAUCGUACUCUUUGGAUCGCGUCUUCUCUCACUGUAUGUACCUGAGCGUUAUGAGAAACUGGGAGAGGCAGUUAACUGGGGAGAAAGUUCACAAGAGGGUAGUUUCCUCUCUCCAGGGGGCAGAGAGCGGCAAGAGAUAUCAGAUGCUAUUGGUAAUCCGCCUUGCCAUUCUGGAUGGGAGGAGGGGCAAAGCAAAGCACUUUAAAAGAGAAUGAGGAAGCGGACCUGUGAUAUCAUUGUGCAGUAGCUUUCAGAUAAAGUCAAUUACUUCUCCAGCCACCUCCAAGAUAGAAGGAAGAGCACCCUGCGGUGAAAGGAGGAGGACAGCAAUGAAGGGGCUCCAGCUGUUCAUUUGUAGCACAGUUCUGGUGACUUCUUAUGCCCUCACUGUGGAAACACCUAUCAAGAAUGUAGAGGUGGCACGAGGGAAGAAUGCUACUCUCCAUUGUAAUUUUCAUACUAGUAUUUCCACCCACCCAGGAGAUUUUGUUGUCUGGAAGAAAAUCAUUAGCGCGGAUGAUGCUGUCACUAGGUACUUUGAUGGGCUUGUACAGUAUGGCAAGGGCUAUGAGAACCGAAUACAGUUUACCGGUGAUGUCAACAGCGGAGACAUCAGCAUCACCAUCCAGGAAGUAACCAUGGAAGACAACGGGACAUAUGUAUGCAGUGUUCGUCUACGGGAGGACCCCCCACGGCAGUCUGCACUCACCAGUCUUUUUGUCCUCAUUGCACCAUCCAAGCCGGAAUGCAAGAUUGUGGGCACAGCAGAAUAUGGACAGAACAUCAAUCUAACCUGCUUUUCUCAUGAAGGCUCCCCAAAACCCACGUAUACCUGGCAAAGCUUCAACGUACAAAAUGAGCCCCGCGUACUACCAACAACAAACGGGGAGCAAAUAACUCUGAAGAACAUCUCGGCAGACACCUCCGGCUUUUACAUCUGCACUUCAACCAACAGUGUGGGAAAGGAAUUCUGCAACAUGACAGUCAGCGUUGUCCCACCAUCCAUGAACAUCGCCCUUUACGCAGGCAUCGCUGGGGGAGUUCUUGCUGCAGUCAUAGUUAUUGGUAUUCUAGCCUACUGCUGCUGCUGUCGAGAGAACAAGGACUACGAAGAGACGGCAAGAGAAGAUGAAGAUGAACGCGUGCAGAACAUACCUAUGGACACUCAGAGAGCAACACAUGCUGCUGAAGACGCAUGAAGCAGGAAGCCAAUGCCAUCUUCAGGUUUUGCUGAGAAACAGACACCACUGUAAGAAAAGAAAGCCUCAAAGAGAAGAAAUACCUAUCUCUUGCCACAAGAAGUAUUUAGAAUAACCAAGUAGAA